GAAACCGGAACCGUUUUCACUUUCGGUCACGUGACAUCCGGCGCUUUUGCUCCACGCAGCGUUCUUGCACGAAUGUCGUCAACAGCUGUUUUUUUCGCUUCGUACCUGUGAUUUCGGAAAACUCAAGCUUCAGGGGCCCCACAACUCCGGCAAGAUGGUUCUAGCCGACUUGGGACGCAAGAUCACCAAUGCUCUACGGUCGCUCAGCAAUGCGACCAUCAUCAACAAGGAGGUGCUUGACUCUAUGCUAAAGGAGAUAUGUACUGCUCUCUUAGAAGCCGACAUCAACAUUAAACUGGUCAAGCAACUACGAGAAAAUGUCAGAUCCGCGAUUGACAUUGAUGAAAUGGGGGCGGGGCUCAACAAGAGGCGCAUGAUCCAGUCUGCCGUGUUCAAGGAGCUCAUCAAGCUCGUUGAUCCUGGCGUGAAGGCAUGGCAGCCAACCAAGGGCAAGAACAACAUCAUAAUGUUUGUGGGUCUUCAGGGGAGCGGAAAGACCACGACUUGCACCAAGCUAGCUUACCACUACCUCAAGAAAGGCUGGAAGACGUGCCUGGUCUGUGCAGAUACCUUCAGGGCUGGUGCCUUUGACCAGCUUAAGCAGAACGCCACCAAGGCUAGGAUCCCCUUCUACGGAAGCUACACGGAGGUCGACCCCGUGGUGAUAGCCCAGGAAGGCGUGGACAAGUUCAAGAGCGAGGGCUUCGAGAUCAUUGUGGUGGACACGAGCGGGAGGCAUAAGCAGGAGGACUCGCUCUUCGAGGAGAUGUUGCAGGUCUCCAACGCCACCAAUCCAGACAACAUCAUAUUCGUCAUGGACGCUUCCAUCGGACAGGCUUGCGAAUCUCAAGCACGUGCCUUCAAGGAGAAAGUGGACGUCGGGGCCGUGAUUGUUACGAAGUUGGACGGUCAUGCCAAGGGUGGUGGAGCCCUCAGCGCGGUGGCAGCCACACACAGUCCAAUCAUUUUCAUAGGUACCGGCGAACACAUAGACGACUUUGAGCCUUUCAAGGUGAAGCCCUUCAUCAGCAAACUGCUAGGCAUGGGGGACAUUGAGGGCCUCAUCGACAAGGUGAACGAGCUGAAGCUGGACGACAACGAGGAGCUGAUCGAGAAGCUGAAGCACGGGGAGUUCACGCUGCGCGACAUGUACGAGCAGUUCCAGAACAUCAUGAAGAUGGGUCCCUUCAGCCAGAUCAUGGGCAUGAUUCCAGGCUUCAGCAGCGACUUCAUGACCAAGGGCAACGAGCAGGAGUCUAUGGGCAGGCUAAAGAAGCUCAUGACCAUCAUGGACAGCAUGAAUGACCAGGAGCUGGACCACCGGGAGGGCGCCAAGCUGUUCUCGCGCCAGACGGGGCGGGUGACGAGGGUGGCCCGGGGUGCCGGGGUGACCACCAGGGAGGUGCAGGAGCUGCUGGCGCAGUACACCAAGUUUGCCGCCAUGGUCAAGAAGAUGGGCGGCAUCAAGGGACUCUUCAAGGGGGGUGACAUGGCGAAGAAUGUGAACCCGGCACAGAUGAACAAGUUGAACCAGCAGAUGGCGAAGAUGAUGGACCCUCGGGUCCUUCACCAAAUGGGUGGCUUUUCGGGACUGCAGAACAUGAUGCGCCAGCUUCAGGGAGCGGCCAGUGGGAACCCCAACCACCUCAUGAACAUGGGCAAAUGAAGUUAAGACUUUGAAGGAGCAAGAAGUCGUCUGCUCUCCUCUUCUAUGCCUCCACAAAGAAGAAGCCACCAUUACACCCAGAAAUGCACUCCCAUCUCUGCAUUUACUAGGUCUCUGUGAACAUUGUUGGAACAGCGACACUGUGCUUCAAUCUUGUGCAAGGUCCCGAAAAUGACACAUAAGAGUCCACAAGGCUCGCUAACUGCCGUUGGCAUCCUUUUUUUUUUAAAUAAUUGUUUUAUAAAUAAAAGUGGUUGCAGCGAUGGUUUGCAAGCUCGUGGGAAGAGA
Molecule: messenger RNA, 1954 nt
Organism: Ixodes scapularis (black-legged tick)
Lineage: Eukaryota; Metazoa; Arthropoda; Arachnida; Ixodida; Ixodidae
Gene: Srp54k
Product: signal recognition particle 54 kDa protein
Exons: 14
Coding region: 155-1666 (503 amino acids)
Biological process (GO): SRP-dependent cotranslational protein targeting to membrane; SRP-dependent cotranslational protein targeting to membrane, translocation
Cellular component (GO): cytosol; signal recognition particle, endoplasmic reticulum targeting
Molecular function (GO): ATP hydrolysis activity; GTP binding; 7S RNA binding
Source: RefSeq, a predicted model, not a curated record